AUGUGGGUUCGGAAAACCACACUCAAAAUUUAUGUGUAUUUUGUAGGGAGAAAUUGCUGUGGAAUCAGAGAUGAUGAGAAGAACUUUGUUGUCUCAAAUGUAGAAGAUAUUUAUCGGAAAGGAACUCCUUGUGAUCAAGAAUCGUCCUCCUUUUAUAGCUCCGAAGUAGAUCGCAACCUCCUCCGCGUAUCUCGUCCACGUGCAACUACCGAUCCCGCUAUUUCCGGAUCUGAACAGUCGAAGCGAGAUUCUCGUUUGACUCGUUCAAACUCAGCUUGCGGACUUGACUCCGUCGAGCUAGAGCUCGACUUCAUCUUCACAAGUAGCUCGGACAGUAAACAGCUGGAUUUGGACAAGGAUACUUGGUGGGCUCGAGGUCAUUUUACUGGGCCUGAGUGGACUUAUCUUGAUCUUAGGACUUAG
Microthlaspi erraticum is the source of this 423-nucleotide messenger RNA. The record is from the annotation of a GenBank genome assembly. NCBI's taxonomy places the organism in Eukaryota, Viridiplantae, Streptophyta, Magnoliopsida, Brassicales, Brassicaceae.